Glossina fuscipes is the source of this 10702-nucleotide messenger RNA. It is a transcript of the gene Src42A, whose product is annotated as tyrosine-protein kinase Src42A. The record is from RefSeq and is a predicted model, not a curated record. NCBI's taxonomy places the organism in Eukaryota, Metazoa, Arthropoda, Insecta, Diptera, Glossinidae. Gene Ontology annotation, molecular function: non-membrane spanning protein tyrosine kinase activity; ATP binding; signaling receptor binding. The coding region runs from base 4766 to 9397 and encodes 1543 amino acids. Gene Ontology annotation, cellular component: extrinsic component of cytoplasmic side of plasma membrane. Gene Ontology annotation, biological process: cell differentiation; innate immune response; cell surface receptor protein tyrosine kinase signaling pathway. The transcript has 3 exons.
UAAUAAAAGAAAACGUAAUAAUGAGUCCAAAGGACUGCAUUACAAGAUGGUUUUAAUCAAUAUUCAUUUUCAAAUUUUCAUAUGUAAUAUCUGUUUAUAACGUCUCGUGCUUAUUUUUGCAAACAUAUUUUAUAUAAAUUUGUAUAUGAAACACCAAUUGUAAGACAUGAUAAUAAUUUAAUGUUACAGUAAAAAACAAAGCAAAUAAUUAAAAACAGUUGCUUUGAUUCAUACAAGACAUAGAUGAAACAUUCGAAAUUUUCGAGUUUUGAGUUUAAGUCGUUCCAGAGAAAAACUGACGAUUUUUGAUGUGAUAAUUUUUUACCCUGGAUUGCAUAGGGCCCAACUUUAAGUGGUAUUGUCUUUUUCAAAUUGAUAUUAUUGUUCACCAAUAGGGAUGGGGUGAUACCAUUGCUAGAUUGAUUGCUAGAUUCAUGUCUAACAAGUCGCGUCCUACUUUCAAGGCAGUUAACCAAAUGUGAAUCGUAAUAAGAAAAACAAAAAUCAUAUUCAUAGCAAAUUCUUCCAGGUUUGCGCUAAUGCCUGCAUCUUUCAAAAGGACUGCAGAUAGACUCUUGUAAUAUCAAUCGACAAAGAAGCAUUUUCUAAAUCGAUUAAAGAACACAGUCCGUCCAUCAGUCUCGGCGUGUAAUACCUGUCUGUGAGCGUAUUUAUGUUCAACGUACAACGAUUUCGAGAUAUUUUUGAUGAAAAUUUGUGCACUGACAUCUUUUGGCGGAAGAGCGAAAUAAAGUGGGUUCGAUGGGACCAUUUUUAGGAAAAUUACUCAUAUAAUGACACAAAACGACACAAUUUUGCAUUUCUCUACACAAAUUGAUGGAAGAUAUUGAGCCUUGCUACAGGUUGAGACCAUUUUUCGCUAUUUUGAAAAAGUGCUUAAAAGAAAUAAUUUUUUUAUGAAGGCAAGGUCGACGUAAACACGAGUUGGUACCAUAACCCUGGCUAACAAUGUUGCGUCACUUUUCAUGUGGUAGUUCUCAUAAAAAAUAACUCUUUAUGUGAUAUAACGAAAAGCCAGCUUAGGCCGACCUUUGACGUAUCGCUUUUGAUAAUCGGUCUCAAUCCAACCAAUUUGUAAAGCUUUUAUUCUUCUUAACGUAAAUAAUAACUAAUGCAACAAACUUUUUGUUUGGCGGUGAAGGUGUUAAGAGAUUUUUAAACAAACAAAAAAUAUAUGUAUAUAUACUUAUAGAGAGAGAAACAAUGUUUGGCUAAAUACUAAGUGCUCUUGCUGAAAGUUUGACUUCAAUCAGCGAAUCCCCAAAGUUACUAAGCUGAUUAUUUACCAUCUCACGCACACUCUCAUAAGUGAAUGUAUCUAUAGUAGGAUAUGGGUGAAUUUGUAGAUGUAUCCAUUCCUAUGUACAUAUGCAUAUGUAUUAAUAGCUAUACAAGCGAUAUUUAUGCAUCGUUGCCACAAGUUGUAGCGAAAACGUUUCAAACAUUUCCAUAAAAGUUUGUUUACUCUCAGAGAUUUCUGCGAUUACUUGGCAGCAUUAGCCUAUUGCUAGCAUUGUUAUUGUAAUUUUGUUUGCUCUGAGAGAAAAUUUCUCUCAUUACUUGGCAGCAUCAUAGUAUUGCUGGCAUUGCUAUUGUAAAAUUGUGUUUGGCCUGAGAGGAGUUCGACAGAGAAAGAGAAUCACUUUUUAACAAUCGCUUACAUUGAAUAUCAUGAAUAUAACUCUAAACAUUUUCUAGAUUUUUUUCAGUCGCUUUUUUUCUCUUGAAACGUGCAAGCGGAAUAAAGUGAUUAUCUAUUUUAAUUGAAAUUUUUUAAUAAAAGAAUGACUCUCCGGUAAAGAGCUUCUGUUGUGACACUACAGGUGGGAGAUACAUAUACAGAAAAAAUUCAUUAAAGUGAGAAAAUGUAGAAGAAAAAAACGAGAUCUUUUUUUUGGCUUAUUCUUGUGUUGUAAUGGCCUUUAAAAAAGGUUUUUGUUCUUUGAGAAAAAAGAAAAGAUCUCCUAAUAAUAAUAAUACAAAUAUUAGACAUUUUAAAAGCUUUUCAUUCGCUGGUAUACGCGUAGACUUGUAUCUGUAUUUGUCUCCCUUACUAUAAGUUAUUUCCGUUGAUUGAAUGGACGGUCGGAAAAAAUGUUAUAAACCCAGAAAAAGAAGAGAUACAAAUUAAUAACCAACAAUAUACGCCACAAUACAUUAUUAAAAAAAAAAAAAAUUUUUUUUUCAGUGAUUUUAAUGAUUUAUUUAUUUAUUUGUUUGUUUGUUACUCAUUCGUUGUGUAUCAUAUUUGACGCGUUCAUGUGCGAAGAAAAAAAAAGAAAAAAACAUUAAAUAAACGUUUAAAAUAACUGCAGCAGUGGUAGCGAUAGUUAACGUGCCCGACACUACUUUGAUCACUUCAAAAUCAGUACCUUUUAUUAUACCAAUGCAUGCAAUAGAUCGUGAGCUUGUUUGACUCUGCGUGUGUGUGUGUUUGUAUGUGUAUAUGUAUAUAACGUAUUGUAAUGUGCAAAAUACGAUUUUUAUUAUUAUUAUCAUAUUAGCUUUUCUUGAAAGAUUUUGUCUUUUUUUUUUUUUUCUUUUAAAUGCAUAAAUGUACAAACGAUACAUAUAGAGUACAACAGAAAAACUUGUUCGACUACGUUUGGCAAAACCUUCCAUUAAAUAAUACAUACAAAUAUACAUGUACGUGUACAUAUACACUCAUAAAUUUUUACUCAUUUUUCUUUUUCGUGCUUUUCUGGUCUUUUGUUGUGAUCAACAAAAAUGCCAAAUAACAACCAAAAGAAAGAGCAUUAGCAGCAAUUCUUUUUUAUGAUUAGCUAAGAUCUGCAUAGUUGCUGUAGUUGUUUGUGCAUUGUUGUUCUUGUUGUUAUGAUGACGAUGGUGACGAUGCAAUUGUUGAAGGCACUCAAUGCUGUAUGUUUGUUACCAAGGGCUUAAAGUACCAUAAAAUAAGAUUUAAAUAUCAUGACGUACACAAAGGCAUAAAAGGGCUUAAUUCAAUCACCCAUUCGCGGAGCACAGCUCCAAUUUCAACCAUGUAAAAGAACUGAAAAAAUUUUAUUAUAAAUUACAUGCACAUGAAUUACCCAGGAAGGGGAAUAUUUUUAUAAAGAAUUUUUAUAUAGAAAGAAUUUUAUUAUAGAUAUUGUGAGAGACCAACUCUACCACCUAAUUUUUUUUUUUACACGGCACAUACGUUCUUUAGAAAAUCGUGCAAAAAGAAUCGCGUUAAAAAAAUACAUGCUCUGUACAGUGAAUUAGAUGAUAUGUUCCAUAACUUUAAAUAAUCGUGUACAAUGGAAAAACUCUAAUUAUUUUCCCGAAAAACCGUGCAAAAAAAGUAUAUAAGAAAAAUCAUUCGUUUUUACGACAAAAAAAAAAGAAAUUAAAAUUUGUGCACAGUGAAAAUUCGGUCCAUAAAUACAAUAUUUGGUCGCAUCAAAAAUGUCAUCAUUAACAGAUAUGUCAGAUAUGUGUCGCACGAUUGUCGGGAAGGAGAAUGAUCAUAUCAUUCGGAUAUCCACGGUAGUAGGUUACUAACAUAUGCAUGGUCACAUAUCAACCGGCCGCCCUCUGAUCAUGGUAUUUCUGCCAUUGUAUAUUGUUACUGCUUAGUUUCCCUAAGCCAUUGUCAAAAAAUUAGGAAUAAAGCAAAACUAUUUUUAGGGAUUCGCGCUAAAGCAAACAAUUCGUGCAGCAAAGUCUAUUUGUGCUUAUCGGCAAGCCAUGCUAUUUCCAAAUCGGGUAGAAAAAACGGCCCACAAAAAGAGGGUUAUAUAUUUAUUCUAAUUUCUUUCCAAUAUUUACUGUUUUAAUAGAGGGUCGAAAUUUCAAUAUGCAUCGUUUACAAAUUCUCACGUACAGUAUAUCGAUAUCGUGGUUCGUUUAGAUACACAACCUUAAAAAGCUGAGUAAUUUGAAAAACAAACAAAAUAUAAGCAUUUUGUCUCUAAUGACAUGGCACUUCUAUCCGACAUCGAUCUGGAUCCAGCAGACCUUUAAAAAAGCAGACAAAAAAAAAAAAGGGAAUUUAGUUUGCGCGUUCACAAAGAUUUAAUAAAUCCUACUAAACAAGAAACAUCGUAUGUAGAUUGCUCUCCUGUUUAUUUCCUUGGACUUCGAUUCGGUGUAUUUUAGUAAACAAAAAAAAAAUAAAUAAAUAAAUAAAUAAAUUUCUACGAUAAUAACUACAAACAUAUUAUGCAACAACAACAAGAAUAACAGCAGUACCAACACCAACGGCAACGACUUCAACUGUAACCUCAAAUUGCAAAUUUAUAAGCAAAAAAAAAAAAAAUUUUUUUUUUUCUUUAAAGUGUCUAUGUGCGUGUUAGUGUAGGUUUACAUAAUAGAAUUUAACUAUUAUUGUUGUGUCCGUUAAAUGUAUGAAAGCGAAUAGUAAAAAAAAAAAUAUUAAAAAAAAAAAGUUUUACACCGAAAUGUUAAUAACAUAAACAUUAACUAAACAUAAAUGUUGUAAAAACAUUGAUCUACUUUUCGCAUUAUUUUAAAUAUUUAACAAAAAAACAAAAUUCGAAAUUUUUUAUUAACGAAAAGGAAAGAGAGAGAGAGAGAGAGAAGCACGAUUGAUAUUCAAACGCUUGAUUAAGUUGCAGUGCUUUCUAUUGGAAUAAUUUCCACUUUGCAUACCAAUCACCCCGGAAUUGUAAUAUUCUUCGCGUUUGUCAAGGCGAAAAAACGUUUCACUUUGAUAAAAACGCUUGGCUUACUGUUAAGCAGACAACAAAUUGAAGAGAAAGUAAAAACUUCCGGAAAGAUGGCAACCAUGCCCGUUGUUUGGUGUUCCGAUCCGAAAUCGAUCAAUAACAAACCGAUUGCGUUUGCUUUACACGGCAUACAAUUGCAGGGCAAUGUUACAGAAAAACAAGUUUUAGCAUUGCGUGAAUUAGUGAAUGCUGCUGCAGAAGGCCGUUUGAUUUUACCCUCGGACGGUACUUUCAUGUUACUCGAGAGUGGCAUCAGUAUAGAAAGUUCUAUAGUGAAAAAUAGCAAACUUUCGAUUGGCGGCAAUAAAGAGAAUAUUGAUCGGAAUAAUGUAAUGAACGUAGAUGCUGCUAAAGUGAGUGAAAAUCUCAAGAAAGCGUAUUUAAUUAUGCCCAUGAAAACGGCGGCAUGUAAUAGUGCCAAUGUACCUUCGACAACGCCCAGCACAAAGCCAUAUUCGGCAUUUAAAAAGGACCUACCAUUAGAACCGAAAUAUUCAACAACAUUCCUUGAACCGCCGUCAUGCGCAGAAGGUGAGAUUUUAUAUGAAUUUUUAUGCUGCGCUAAAUGCAUGAACGAAGGUCAUAGGUCACGAUGUACCACGAAGCAAUCUACACCGAAUUUUGCCAAUAAUCGUAAAGCACAGUUCCAGACGCUCUUGCAACGUUAUUUGAAAUCGCGUGAACGAUCUUACGCGCAUUCACGCAAUACUCUGUUAAAUGAUAGUUUGAACGGUAAAGGCAAUGGUAAAGUCAAUGAUCUACAACAAUUGGUUUGUCCUGCAUUUACAAUUGCCAAUAAACACGCACGACGAUAUCAACGCAAACAUUGCAAUAUAUCGGCCGCGAAUAUUAUGCGUAAUCGUCACAAUAAUCGUCAUAAAUUACCUAUGCAAAGUGUCAAAGCCUUUCACAAUCGUAAUGCGUGCCCUAUUGCAGGCGGUGGCGAUGAUGGUGGUGGUGGUGGUGGUGGUUGCGGUAGUGUACUAACAAACGGUUUACGUAAAGCAAAAACUACAGCAACGAUUAGUAAAAUAACACCAUUGGUUUUAUCGAGCACAGUCGAUCAGCAACCGUCAUCAUUACCGCCAUUAACUUCAACUUUGGCUCUGUAUGCAACGGUCAAUAAAGAGCAGCUUACAAAUGUUGAAAAAACGUUACUAUUGACGAGUUCAGCGCGGCCUUCAGUUGAGAUCGCUCGUAAUUCGAAAGUUGACAUGAAAGUGAAAUAUAAAAAAAAUAACGAUAUAACGGAAACGUGUGCCGUGAAAAAGACGAAGAGUGUUAACAAACAAAGGCAGCGAAAGAUCGGUGCUGUAAUUGGCAGUUUGCAGGAUACGGUUGAGAAUGAACUGGAAAAUGUUCGGAAUGAAAGAGGACAAAUAAUCUGUGAUAGUAUGGAUAUAAUGGAUGCGACAUCCGGUUGUCCUUCUCCGAUAGUUAAGGAUUUAAUUAGUUUCGAAGACGUUGAGGACACAAAAAACUCAGCUAAACCUAUGUCCUUUGCAUCAAGCUAUUGUGAUAAUAAUCAAACUGUAGAUUUGCUUUCGCGUCCCAAUGAAGAUCUACCGCAGGCGGUAGCGGCUAUCGAGCCAUUCGAGACCAUAAUAAUUGAAAGAAAUGUGAAUACGAACACAUCACCUCCACCGGCUCGAAGUAACAGCUCAAGCCGAAAGACCAGUUUUGAUUCGACUUGCACUAUAAGUUCGAUGGACUCGGGCUUUAUCGAAAUGCAAAAUAAAACUGAAAACUCAUUUCAAACGCAUCCGUCCUUAUCAAGUAUAUUUAAUAAUUUAAUUGUAAGUUCAAAUGGUGAUAACGUACAUAAUCCAACUCGCCUUCACACGAUGGAUCAUGAAAUUGGAAGUGAAAAAAUCGCUCGUCUCAACUAUAAGGAAUGCUUAACACAAUCACGUAAUCGACGCAAAUCUUAUGAGGAAUUUAAAGCCUUAUUUGUAACAACGGAAACCGCACAUACGGAUAGUUACUCUGCCGAAUGUAAAUCACAAGUGCGUCGCAAAAAUUAUCAAGAUCUUAGAAAGAUGCUUGAGAAAGAGGUGCAAUGCGAAAUAUCAUUCAGUCAGCCAAUCAGUGAAAAUAUAGAAAGCCCAAUGACUGCGUCGACUACGAAGACUUUAGAAUCAAUAUCCGAACAAGAAACAGCAGCAGCAGCAGCAGUAGCAGCAGCAGCAGUAACAUUAACAAAACCAUGUGCAAUAAUACCUACAAUACAAGUAAAGGCAACUAAUCUAACUGAACAGAAAAACGCGAAUUUAAAUUUUAACUGCAAUAGAGAUGAUGGCAAACCGGAUUUGGUAAACGGGUUUAAUGCCGUACCAGGCACAAGUGACACAAACACAAACACAAUAAUAAUUCCUGUUGAUAAUGAUAAUAAAGUUGAUAUUGCUGUCGUCGAUACAUUAGCAUUGACCACGAACAGAGUAACCACAACCACAUCCAGCAAUACCACAAAUAUUUUACGCAAAAAUUCCGAUUUCCUAGCGAAAAUUCUCGAUAAUCAUACGAUGACCAAAGAAAAAGAAAAAGCCCAAACGCGUCGUAAAUCGUAUGAAGAAUUCAAGCGUUUAGUGCGUGAAUGCGAGACAACGACUUCGGAGAAGCAACCAAUGGAUAUGGUGGCACCGUUCAAGCGUCAAAAUUCACGACAUCGCAAAAGUUAUGGAUCAUUUCUAUUGACGCGUCGCAAUUUUCUCAAAACCAAUGAUCAUGCCAAGAAAUCAGGAUCGGAUGCGGCUCCCACAUCUCAGGGAAAUGAGACAAUCGCCGAGCCAAAACCCGGUUCACUUCAAUUACAAUCUCGUUCCUUAGUAUCUAACGUCAAAGCCAAUUCACCGAAUGCCGCCUAUAAACGCAACUUGAAAAUUUACGACAAAUUAGUCUAUGGCACCAUUUACGAUAUUAUUCAACGUAAAAAUGAUAUUUACAAUCUAACCUAUCAACACUACGACAAGUAUAUGACUUACGGGACAAUUUAUGAAAUUUUACGCCGUAAAACUUCUCAAACGUCUAUUUCAUCCCCAACAACGACGUCAUUGCCGACAACAUCGUCGUCCUCGUCGUCCUCGUCGUCGUCAUCGUCAUCGACGUCGACUUCAAGCUGUAAUGGUCCAUUUCAACUUAAAGGUUUAUCGGCGAUCUUAGACAGAGAUGUUUCCAAAAAGGGUAAACGCACAGAUUUGGAAAGACUUAAAAAGUCUGGUCUUAUUUAUGAUAUUAUUCAGAAGCAACAGCAAGAGAACAAACCACCUAACACAGAAGAGCACAACGAUGCGAACAACAAAGAUAUUAUCCAGCGAACAGCAGCAACGAAUACAGACAAUAGUGCAAUUGCUGUCGUCCCAACAUGCAAAUAUAGUACAAUUUACGAUAUUUUGCAAGAAGAGAAAAUCGAUGCGACUGCUGCAACUGAAUUAAUAACAACAACAACAACAACGAAUGAAGCAAAAAGAUUAAUUAAAGGUAAGAAUCGUUUUGUGGUCAGUAGAAUUAAUGAAACCAGCAGCAACAGCAACAGCAGCAGCAGUAAACUCAACGAUAUUCCAGCAAAAGUCGUUAACGAAGCUGCUAAUAAAAGUGCUUUGAAAAAUGUCACGACCAACGAUAAUGCCAGCAAUAAUGCCACAAAGUCAACAAAAUCAAAUAAAAUGCGAAGAUUAUCGAAUAUGCUAUCCUACAGUAUAUUAGACACAUUAUCAGGUGGUAAUCAUGCAAAAUAUGAUAGUAAAGCGCAAGAAAUGAAAAUUCAGGUCAACAAUCGCGACAAUUCGGAAAAGAGAAGUACGCAUAACCUAUCAAAUUUAAUACCACUUGACAGCGAUGAAUUGUAUACGCGUGUAGCGGCGAAACGUCGCGGUAUCACGGGCGGGCAAAUAGUUAAAGCGAAUUCGCUUGAUGCCAUUUCAACUGCGGUAACAAUAUCGCCGCCUUUGUCUCCAACACCUACACGACGAAUCGCAGCCUUUACGCAAUUAUGCGCAGGCAAAAAGUUAUCUUAUGCCAAUAUUGCUGAAAAUAAAAAUUGCUGCUCCUCCGCGAAAGUCAAAGACCUGCCAAAAUUGCGUCGUUUAUCAAAUCAAAUGUCACCUCCGCACUGCUUUUGUUGCCAACCCGCAAACCAUAAUAGUAAUGAUGAUGAUGAUGAUGAUGAUAUAAUCGCCGAUAUAUCAAAUACUCUAGAAUUUACUUUUUUGCCAAAGCCAGCAAUUUCUUCGUGUUCUUCCCCCCUAUCGACCAACGACCUAAUACACGAUUGCUGUUGCGAUGAUACGUUUAUCAAAACCAAUGAAAACAUGAAAUCAUUACGCAAUGCCGACAAUAUAAUGGGUUCUUAUGUCGGAGGUGUAAUUGAAGCAGUGACUGCAGCAGCAGUAGCAGCCUCGCAGCAAAUUACGUGCUCUGGUACGCACUCGUUAACGGCGGGUAAAACGGCCGACCAAUGCGCAUGCCCAUGCUUAGCAAAUAGAAGCAAUUGUCCGAACUCAAGCUUAUCGUCGACAAUAAUUGCGUGUAAUAGUAAGACUUUGAAUACAACAACGCCGGCAGCGAUAACUGUAGCAGCUAAAAAAGGCAAAUCGCGUCGGCUCUCAGAAUUUACGCGUGGCGAAUUUUUAAACGAGAAACCCGAUUCGCGAUUGACGCCUACAAGCCUGCAAGCGAGCAGUUAAUAGCAUUAAUACGAAUGCCGUUGACAUUAUCUAUGAGUAAUGAAACUGUGCUUGAACGAACGGUGUUAAUAAUGAUGAUAACGAUGUAAAAACAUUGUUGCAAGACAACCAAAGAAUUCAACGUCAUCCUAGGGCGUGCAUUUUCGUUACCUAUGAAGUUAAGAAAUUGUGUCAUUAACUGCAAAAAAUAAAUUUGUAAACAACAAAACUGUUAUUUGGCCGUUAAAGAGAACACACAUAUGUUGGACAUUAACCUAACUAUAAUAUACUAUCAUGUCGGUAUGUUCAUUUACUUAUUUUUUUUUUUAUGCGUGCUUGAAACUUUUAGAUUAAACUAUGUAUGAAAUGUAAUGUAAAAAAGUACGUAAAUAAGAAACCAGUAUACAUACGAACGCUUGUCUGGGAUAUGCACUGUGGCUCCAGUUUUUGAUUGUGCUCUUUUUAAGUAGGGGACUAGGGCUCUGCUCUGCCUCUAUUAAGUAUAAAAUGGCCAAGAUUAUUGUUAUUAUUACGCGUGAUCAACAGAAGAGAUUCAUUGUACUCGCCCAGGUCCCUCGACUUCCAGUUUCAGGAUUCUUCUGAACCCCGCCAACUUACCUGCUUCGGGGUAUCGUACUAUUACUCAUAUGUGUUAUGAUAAAACACUUGACAUUUGAUUCUUUAGGUUGGCUCGGCUUCACGUAAGAUGUAAUGCGACGUUUCGCUUAUCACUUGACAGGUAUAAUUUAUUUCAUCAUCUCAUUGAAGCAUUUCGGUAUGUUCAAGUGACGUAGCUAUGAUUGAUGUAUGAACUUAUCACAGCCCAACGGAAUUACGAAAAAAUCGAAUUUGCAAUUGAGACAAGACGGGAAAGAUUGCAGUCAAUAUUUGUUAAUGUUGUUCACUACUUUGAAAGGGGUAGAAAAAUAAAAAGUACACUUAUUUAGCGUUACUUGGAUCAGUUGAGUACCAAUAUCAAAAAAAAAAAAACCUAAAGGAGUUGCAUUCAGCUAUGACUGGAUCAUUUUCAUUACCAAUCUUUACAUUAAAAAAUUCAUUGCUGCGGAUAGUAAGUAAAAUAGUCACUUUUUUGCAGAGGUGUUCGUUAUGCUGCAGGCGUCUUUCUCGACCGAUUAGACCCAUUGUCAAUAUAAACAUACUGCCGCAUAGACGAGCCGACAGGUGUCGAAGCUACCAAUUAGUUGUUCACGGCUUCGAGUCUCAGUUCAGUAGACAAUGCUUUGCCCUAGUUAUGGUGUCUGUUCAGCCGGUGAAGGCAUCACGCUUAGCACCCAUUAGGGUACGGCGAUCUCCAUCUCCAUUCCC